Lates calcarifer (barramundi perch) is the source of this 6620-nucleotide messenger RNA. Its product is annotated as phosphatidylinositol-binding clathrin assembly protein. Gene Ontology annotation, molecular function: 1-phosphatidylinositol binding; clathrin heavy chain binding; SNARE binding. The record is from RefSeq and is a predicted model, not a curated record. Gene Ontology annotation, cellular component: synaptic vesicle; clathrin-coated vesicle; extrinsic component of presynaptic endocytic zone membrane. Lineage: Eukaryota; Metazoa; Chordata; Actinopteri; Centropomidae. The transcript has 18 exons. Gene Ontology annotation, biological process: clathrin coat assembly; clathrin-dependent endocytosis; synaptic vesicle budding from presynaptic endocytic zone membrane. The coding region runs from base 1198 to 2943 and encodes 581 amino acids.
UACGCUGCCAUUUUGUCCGGUAGAGAAGCAACCAGCCAGUCAGUCCGUUAAGAGAACCUACUGGCGAGACUUUUCAGACAGCGGCACCGGACGGGACUGUCGGUUACAGAAAAAACAGAAAAAAGAAGCCGGUAAUGUGGAGUCGGCAGCCGAAGGAUCAGCACCAACUGAGCCCGAGGACCGUGAAGGGGACACAACCGAGCUAAGGGAGCUGUCAUUUUUAACUUAGCGGGUCCGCCGGCUCUGCUCUUCGGUCAGACUACAGGCACUCGCGCCGCUCUCCGGCUGGCUGGCUGGCUGGUUAGCUUACCCCCGCUCGGCUAGCUGCUCGGCUAACACCCAACCGCUCGUCUCGCGUCUCUUCUCGCCGGGGAGAAACCGCACCUGUCCCGGCUGUCAGCUUCACCUCACCCUCUUGUCAACUUCAAACAAUGUGCUGCUCGGUUCUGAGUGACUUUUUACGCCCGAGGUGGGUUUUAACUCACACUUUGCCGAGCGACCAGUGAUAGCUAAAACAGCCCGAAGCUAACAAGUUGACGUGGAGGAGGAACUCGAGAUUUUUUUUCUCCCCCCCUUUUUUUUUUGGAUUGUCGAGAUUGUUGUUGAUAUUCUCCAAGCUGUGAUUUCAUACGGAUUAAUAUUUUUUUCCUACACCCGAGGUGGACUUGUGUCUUUCUCAAACAAAUCGUCCAGGUUACAAAUCAGCCAGUUAGCUAUGUUUAUUUGUGGCCAGAAAGUAAUUUCAAGUGUUUACAAAUUCCACAGUGGGACUCUUUCCUGGUUCGAGUACUGCAACGGAAACAUUAGCUAACACAGACUAGCUCAGAUAAGUGUUGUCGUGUUUUUUGUUUACUAGAUAGAUAGUUAGUCGGAAUAAACUGUUGCCAAAACUACAAAAGGAAAGCUGUUGAUUGUGGUUUUCACUGUAAAGCCAACCAGAUAUUCUUGUACCUGCAGUUUUAUUUUGUGCCACCAGUGAUCUGACAUUACUGCUGGUUUUAUACGCACCUGGAGACAAAAAAAAAAAAAAACUUAACACAACAGUGGGUGUCUGAUCGCAACCCUUUACCUCCACUUGACAGUGAAGUCACGUUGAGUUGUGUCCCGCAGGGAGUUGAUCCAUUGAUCGGAUAUCGUGCUAUUUUGGCUGAUUGAGGGGAAAAAGCGGAGAGAGAAAAGAGAAGGGGAAUAGAAGAGAUGUCGGGCCAGUCUAUCACGGAUCGGAUCGCUGCAGCGCAGCACAGCAUGACCGGGUCGGCCAUCAGCAAGGCUGUGUGCAAAGCCACCACACAUGAAGUCAGCGGACCCAAGAAGAAACACCUCGACUAUCUGAUCCACUGCACCAAUGAGAUGAACGUGAACAUUCCCCAGCUGGCGGACACGCUGUUUGAGCGCACAGCCAACUCCAGCUGGGUGGUGGUCUUCAAAGCCCUUAUCACCACCCACCACCUCAUGAUGUACGGCAACGAGCGUUUCAUCCAGUACCUGGCCUCCAGAAACACUCUGUUUAACCUGAACAAUUUCCUGGAUAAGGGAGCUCUGCAAGGUUAUGACAUGUCAACCUUCAUCAGACGAUACAGCCGUUACCUGAACGAGAAGGCCAUGUCCUACAGACUGGUGGCUGUGGAUUUCACCAAGAUGAAGAGGGGGAUUGACGGAGUGAUGCGCACCAUGAACACAGAAAAGCUGAUCAAGACGCUGCCCAUCAUUCAGAACCAGCUGGAUGCUCUGCUGGAUUUCCAGGCCAACCCUAAUGAGCUGACCAACGGUGUGAUCAACUCAGCCUUCAUGCUGCUCUUCAAGGACUCCAUAAGGCUGUUCGCUGCUUACAACGAAGGGGUCAUCAACCUAUUGGAGAAAUACUUUGACAUGAAGAAGAACCAGUGUAAAGAUGCUCUGGACAUCUACAAGAAAUUCCUUUACAGGAUGACGAAGCUGUCAGAGUUCCUCAAAGUGGCCGAGCAAGUUGGAAUAGAUCAGGGUGACAUCCCAGAUCUCUCACAGGCCCCCAGCAGCCUCCUGGAGGCUUUAGAGCAGCACCUGGCCUCUCUGGAGGGCAAGAAGACCAAGGAGUUGAACGCAGACACCAGAGCGUCCACCCUGUCCAGCGCCGUCUCGUCCCUCUCCUCCACCGGCAUGUCCUUCAGCCGCAUGGACGAGAAGGAGAAGCAGCAGGCCUUGGAGGAGGAGCAGGCUAGACUUCAGGCUCUUAAGGACCAGCGCCUGAAGGAGAUCAGCAUGCAGACUCCACCCUCUGCCUCCCCCAGCAGCCAGUCGAUAGGCAUCGCCAACAACAACCACAUCACACAAACCCCAGAGCUGUUCAGCUCCACGCUGUCUGCCAACAGUGUGCCCAAUCUGAACAGUGACCUGUUUGAUCUUCAGCCGGCCUUCAUCCCCGCUGUGCAGAGCACUCCUUCCAUCUCCACCGCCAACAGUGCCUGGGGAGGUUUUGAUGCUCUAGGAGAUCUGUUGAAGCCUACAGUUCCUACACACACCGCGCCUCCUCCUCCUCCUCAAAUGGCCAUCCAUCAUGGAGGAAAGCUGCUAGCCAACGACCUCGACUCCUCUCUGGCCAACCUCGUGGGCAAUCUGCAGUUUGGUGGGACCCCGGCCAAGAAGCCAGAGAUGCAGUGGAGCCAGCCCGGAGAGAAGAAGCUGACGGGGGGCCAGAACUGGCAGAACAAGACCAUGUCGACCACGCAGUGGAGCCCCGCGCCCGUGGCCCCACAGCCCAUGCCUGUACCACACGUGGCUCCAGCUCCCAUGGCUUUCCCCAUGACCACACCGCAAGUGCCUGUGUAUGGAAUGGUCCCCCCCCAGAUGGGUCAGAUGGGUGGGGUACCAGUGAUGGCUCCUCAGCCAAUGAUGUACAACCAGCCUGUUCUCAGACCCACCAACCCCUUCGCACCCAUGCCCGGAGCCCAGAUGCAGUUUAUGUAAUCCAGUCAGGGGGGAAGCAGAGUGCCAAAAGCGACAAACAAACAAACAAACAACAGAAGAAAACACACAAGAGGAAUGAUCAGACGGACGGAGGAAUGAUUUGAUCGAGCUAAAAUGACUAAGAGACAGAAAGACGACAAGAUAAACUAACCGACACCAAAAAAAAAGUUGGAAAGAGGAGAUGAUGACCUAACAGAGGAUGGAGGGAUGGAGGGAUGUGGUGGUGUUUGUCUGAAACAACUUCCUUGCGUGUGUGUGUGUGUGUGUGUGUGUAGCUUCUUUCUGUUUCGUCUGAUUUGUGUUUUAAAACCUAUCGAUGGAGUGAUGUUUCAGGAGAGGGAAUAUGGAAGAGAGAGAAAGAUGUAAAGAAAGACAGAGGAGAGAAGAGGGGAUUGAGGAAAUCCUACCUCUGGUUUUCAGCCAGACUGUAAACUGUCUGACUGUCGUGAGAGUCUCUGCUGCAGAAUUAGCUUUAUUUCAUACUGGUGCUAUUUUGUCUUCUCUGGGUUACUGUCCGCCUGCAACGGCAACUUGGGAGCACUUAGGAGAGGACAAGAAGUGUUCGUUUGGUGCGAGUGUGGAGGUGUUUAUUUGUCUUUUGUGUGUUUGUGUGAACGCAAGCAGUUGUUUCAGACGAUACCUUUACAACCAACCUCCUCUCCAUCCCCUCCUUCGUCCUCUGUCUGUGUCCACAACUGUCCAAUCAGCGAGAGAUUUAGAGGCGAAUCUUCUCAAGUGUGUUUCCCGUAAUUUUCCGCUCUGUUGGGAUAUAUUUGUAUUUUUCAAUCUUGUUUUCUCCUGCAACCUCUCCUGAAUGUUAUCGGGGCUUGUACAGCAAUUUGUUGAACCAUUUGUUAAUAGUAGUUGAGCGUUUGUUGUUUAUGGGUUUUUUGAGCUAAAGUCUUUGUUACUCAUACUGCAUUGUUUUCUUCUCCUAAAGCCACAGAUACACACAGAGAGACAGGGAUUAGCGGUGACAACAUGUUAGCACAGUGCAGAGUUGAAACCAUCUGUGAACCAAAACUUUUCUUUAAAAUGUAUUUCUUGAGGCCUGGUUGCACCAAAAAGUGGCACAACAAAAUUCAUCCAUGUGUCUUAGUGGAAUAUUUGCUGAGCUGGUGUAGCUGGUGAGCUAACUGCUAACACAUUAGCCAGGUGGGAACAGUCAUAGUAGCUCUCAUCUUCUCUGCACUGUAUUCUUUACCUCCCCUUGGUAUUUUAUCCUUUGGUUAGCACACACUAGCAAGUGUGUAACUUAGAGCCAGCUAGAGCUAAUGGUGUAAAAUCCCAGGAAGCUUUUGCAUUUAGCUCAGAGCUAGCUAGCUAGUGUCAGUAACUGACAACUUCUUCAAAAGAUGUACUUGGCAUACAGUCCUCUUUUGUGGAGCAAUUUAUGCUUAACAGAACAUUUCCAGAAACAUUAAAACACGGCUAAUUAGCAGCUUCCUCCAUUUUGGACUCCGGACAGCUUGCUAUUGUUCAACAGCACAAAGUUGUGAGUCAGAGUUCACAGAAGUUGAACUUGUCAUGAAGAAUUUGCACAAAUUAACCUCCCCCAUGUGAGCAAUUCUACCAAAUUUCACAACUUUAAACAAUGGUGUGACCAGGCCUUUAACUGGGUGGGAUUUUGCCUCUGCUUAUUUUGACAUUUUUGGCUGCCAUUGCUAGGGUAAAAUGGAAGAUGUUUGUACUUUUUGCCAUGCUAAAGAGUGUUUGUUUGCAUCAUUAGCUUGUUAGCUGCCUCGAUGACCUGUGUGUAUCUGUUUUUCUUGUCUUCACUAGCUCACCAAGCAGAUUCAAACAUCAGGGGUUUCUAAAAUCAGCGCUUUUUCAUUAGGUACACCCUGUUGGUAGAUCCACAUUACGUGCCAAUGAUUGACGACAGCAGCACUGAGUGAGUGGGUUAAAUGUUACUGAAUCAAGUUGAAUUCACUUUAAAUUGCACUGAGUCUUUAGGUACAACUCUGUGCCAAGAGCCAAACGACACUGAAUUUUUGGCAUCACCCUCGCUCCGAGGUUCCAGGAAAUUUUGGGGAUCAAUUUUGACUCAUGUAGGAGGUCGUGGCUGUUCAUCAGCCAAAGCUUCCAUCGCCAUGAGUUUGACUGUUGGGUGUAUUUGUGCAUAAUGCAUUUUAUUGUGUAUGCUUACACAUGUAUGUGUAUGUUUUCGAUUGAGGGCUAUUUCUGAGGGUCAAAUUGUGUCAGAUUUCGAGCCAAAUUUGAGCCAGGGAGUUUGACAUGAAAUGUGCUUGUUUUGUUUUGUGAAAUCAAAUUUUGUUGCAAAAUGCACAUGCAAAAACUUUGCACUGAAGUGACUAUCCUGCCGUAGUAGACCUGUUGCCAGUUUUUCUGGUGUGGAAAAAGUUGAGAAAGAGAUUUGAAGUCUGUAAAGAUAGUUUGGUUUUACAAAAAUGAGUUUGUCUAAUCUACCGGCCACUUCGGCAGGUAACUAAAAGUUAUUUUCCUGCCAUUCUAACAAUGAACUUGAAACUGUUUGUAGUCCCAUCUCCCUGUUCCCAGUCCAGCGUCCACAUCCCAAUCAUCAGUGAUAGUCCAGUCGUAUCACACUCACCAUCCACUCUGCUGUGAAAUCUCUAGAAUCUUGCUUCAGUCUCUCAACUCUGUCUAGUUGGUCUAUCUCUAGAAUGCUUUUUUAGCUUCGCCACUGUUUGGUAUGUGUAGAUAUGUAAAAAAAAAUAGUGAUAAUAACCAGUUUCUGUCUAGAUUGUCUGCGCUCACCCAUCACUGUCGCUGUUGGAUAGAUAUUGCUCUUGGACACUUCUUGUCGCAGUCUUGUGUUAGCUUAGCCUCUCCUCAUAGUAUCCUCCUUGAAACCUGUAGAUCUCCUGCAGUAGGUUUCCCACAUUGUCCUCACCUCUGCCAGUGUCUAGUAACUAUAGCUCUAUUAUCUCUCUUGGUGUCUCUGUCUUUUAGCUGUAGACGAAACCUUUCGGAGGCUCUCUCCGGCUCAGGCUUUGUGGUUUUCACUUUUCUCUAGCUUUAAGUGCGCUCUUUCUUCCUCUUUGCUCUUUCCUCGUCUUUUUCCCUGCCUCAACAACAUCGGCCAUCUCCACCUCAUGUUAUGAUGUCAGCAGCCUACAAACUGUUUCUGAUUGGACUGUUGAACCUCAACAGCGAAUCUGAUGCUUGGAUAUCCAGGUCUUUUUGUGAUUUUAAAAAUUGAGUUUUUGUUGGCCGAAGGAGAGACAUACGGUUCUUUUCUAGAACAAGUCAAGUACAGUAUAGAGUCCAAGCAUGUUUGGAAAUUAGCUUUAGCUAAAUGCUAGCAGAUUUCAGCAGCAGCUGGAAGGUUUGUCUGCCCAGUUAGCCACUCAACUAGCCGUUGUUCAGGGGUACUUUUAUUCAGUAGUGAGGAAACCCACAAAUGGAUAGCUGAAAAAAAUCUCAGUUCAAGUCCCUGUUGGUCUGGGCUUGUGCUUCUUCUGAAAUACACGUAAACAUCUUUGCGAACUUGCCCAGAUAUUUGCAGAUUAUUGCUAACAGUAGGUCACAGAGGAGAGCAAGUUGAUUGGUUGAUUCAGCAUCCCAAUGUUUGGGCGUCCAUUUCAGCGUACUACUGCCACAUGUUAUCUUCCAGCAGAGUAUAGGAACUUCGUUCACCAGCUUGUCACUGUCCUGUGCAUUUACAUUAAUAAAUCCAAAUUUUGACCCAUAAA